AUGGAGGAUGCGAAAACAAUGUGCCAAUUGUUAGAGGACCGUGAGUACGACUUCGUCGAGAUGUCCGGAGGCACUUACGAAAAGCUCGUCUUCGCCCACGUCCGGGAUUUUACCAAGGCCAGAGAAGCCUAUUUUCUCGAGUUUACCGAUCAGCUUCGCCCGGUCUUCCAGAAAACGCGGAUGGUGGUGACCGGCGGGUUCAGGACGGCCAAGUGGAUGGCCGCCGUGAUCAAAGAUGGAAAAUGUGACGCUGUCGGACUUGGCCGCCCCGUUGCUGCUGAACCAGAUCUGCCCAAAAAGAUCCUUCGCUACGGUGUGCUCGGCUCAACCGCCGCCAAGAUUGACCAGAACGACUUCGCGAUGACGAACGUUGUCGCGAAUUCCCAGAUGUGGCAGGGAGGGCAGAUCCCGUUCUCAAGAUGUGAAAAGGCCACGGACGGAAUUAUGGAUUUGUCAGUGCAAGCAGAAGCUGAUAAAUAUGUCGCAGCAGCAGGGGCCUACGUUCAGGGCGUCUUCGCUUUUGGCGUACAGGAGGUGUUCCCGUUUUUUCCAGUACAAACC
Molecule: messenger RNA, 561 nt
Organism: Mesorhabditis spiculigera
Lineage: Eukaryota; Metazoa; Nematoda; Chromadorea; Rhabditida; Rhabditidae
Source: the annotation of a GenBank genome assembly